UUUCAGGCUAAUGUUAUCAUCUUAUAGUCACAACGUUGCGGCUGUUGUUCUCUCCGUCCUUCGAAUUUCCUAUUUGGUAACGCUCUCGGAAUUUCAAACCGAGCCCAUUAUUCAAUAUACGGAGAUAAAUUCACGAAUAUUAUCCUGUUUGUUUCGCUUGUACCCUGAGUAUUUCACGCUUAUGUCCUUGUAAGGAGGAUACAACGACGGAAAAGUAACUUUGAUGACCUUGAUUAGGAUACUAGAUCAGUUACAUAUCAGUUACAGUGGUGGCUCAUCUCAGUUAUUCAAACUAUACUCAUUGCUGCAUCACAACUUUACUGUAUACAACAUACUUUACUCUGUCGAAAUAAUGUUUUAAUUGAGAAUAUAGAGCAUGGAGGAACUUAUAACGAAUACAUCACGGAAGGGUCAAUAAUCACUAGUUACUAUAUUUCACAUAUGACCCAAGCCUCACCAGAUCCUGUAUUUAUCCUCCGAAAUUCUGACAAAAGUCCAAUAACAUGUCUAAAGUUUCUAACAUUUCCAUCUGGUACCUUCCUGUCUGCUGGAACUCAGAAUGGAGACAUCAGUCUCUGGGAUAUGAACUUAAAACGUGUGACACAGCAAGAAAAGAAGGCUCAUGAGGUUCGAGGUCUUCUUUGGAUUGACCAACUUAAAUGUUCAGGACAUGUAGUAACCACUGGUCGAGAUGGACAUCUUAUCUUUUGGGAUGCUGGAAAUGGUUGGCAGAAAAUAAAUGAAGUAGCAAAAUGUUCCAUUGGGUUCUGUCAAGGGUGUGUUAUUCCAGGAGAUUCUACCAACUCUCCCUUGAUUGCUGUACCCUCUCAAGAAGAAUCUCAAGUUAAUAUCAUUGACUCUGUUAAUCAACAAAAUGUGGCAUUCCUGAAACCAUCUGACCAUUUUGAAGGAAAUAAAUAUGGUAUGUGCAUGGACAUUGCUAAAAUGAAACAUAACCAAUCAGGACUCCUUAUUGGUUAUGAGAAUGGAUGUAUUGCUUUGUGGGAUAUCAGAGAAAGAAAAAUUAUUGACUGUAUUUCUUUGUAUGAAGAAAUGGUAACGUGUGUUUGUUGUAGUGAAUCUGGCCAUGGUUGGUCAGGAUCUGUAAAUGACAAACUAACUCAGUGGUCUGUUUGUCAAGAUAAUGGUUUCACUAAGUUGCCGGCUGUUCAGCUCACCAAUUCAGGCAUUAAUCAUAUGAAAUUAAGAAAUGACGAAAGAAUACUUGCAGUUGCAGGAUGGGAUUCAAACAUAAGAAUUUUGGGGACUAAAAAAGGGAAACCUCUUGCAGUUUUAAGUUACCAUAAAUUGAGUGUUAAGUGUGUUGCAUUUUCAGACAAUGACCUUCUUGCUGCUGGAUCCCAAGAUGGAUCCAUUAGUUUGUGGGAUAUCUAUAGGUAGAUAUGCUAAAAUUAAAUGUUUUGGUUAAACACAAGCAGACAUAACAGUUUCAUUAGAAGAUGGGAGGAUUACACAGAUUUUCAUGUCAGCAUUUUAGGAGUCUACUGAAUGAGUAAUGUGUAUGGAUUAUUAGGGAACAUUUUCACGACUGAAUUUUAUAGUUGACUAAGCUAACGGAGAAUGUUUGCAGUAAGACAGAAAGGAAAUUUCUCUAAGGUUACAAUAAAAUAUUUGUAAAGGUGUCUCAAGUGGUAACUUCUUUCAGGCAUCUUGUAAAUACAGAUUUUGCAUUCUUCCACUAAAUAAUGUGGGGCAAUAUUUCUGUGCAAGGUUGUCAGCAUUGGCAACUAUGUUGUGUUGUGGGCUGUGGUAAAAUAGAGUGAUGAAGGAGCUUGGUGAUAAGGUGUGUACUCAGAACAAGUGUAUUGACUUAAAAGAUAUAAUAAAUAACAUACUUUAAAACAAACAAUACUCAGAGAAAAUUCUGAAGCCAUGGAGAUACUGGCAAAUUUAAUUUUUCUUUUUAAAUAAGAAAAAAUAUAGAAAAUAAUAAAGAUUUUGUGAUGAUGAGAGAAUAAAUUGUCAUUGUCAUUGUCAUUUUUCUUUAAGCAAUAAAUCAGGCAAACUCCUGAUGUAAAAGAUAUCAAGUAUUGCUGAGUCAAAACUUUAUUGAAAUUUAAAGAUAGCAUUGAUCUAGUGGUGUAAGCAAAUGACUUAAAUCAGUGUUUAAUAUGUUUUGUGAAUACCAUCAAGUUUUAGAAGCAAACUUCGCCCCUACUCUGGGAAGCUGUGUUAAAAUGUUGCAGUAGUGUCUAUGAAGCUCUUUAACAUAAAAUCAUUCUAUCUCAUAACCCCCAAGGAUUUAAAAAAGACCCCCUCAAAAAUUAAAAGUCCUUACUAUAGGAACAACCCCAAAUGGCCUAUUUUUGAUGCAACUUUGAGUCACACAAAAUGACAAUUUAAAAAGCAAGGAAGAGAAUUAACAAACUCAUUUUAAACACCUCGGAAAACUCGAAAAAAAAACUUUUGACUAUAAUAAUAUUAACACAUGCACUAAGAUUCAUAAAGAUUACCAUUGGAAUAAAAGUAAAUUAUACUUCUAUAUUCUAUUGAAGAGAUUAACCUUAUCCUCUGUAUUCCCAUCCACAUAACAUUCUUAUCUUUUUUCAAAAUAUUGGGUUUCAAUGAUUUUUGUCUCCUCUGCUAUUGUCCUAAAGAACAGUUAGGUGUCCAUUUAGCCUCAUGUACAAUAAUGAGUUAACACUAUGACACCAGAAGACAGUGAAAUAUAAAGUACAGACAGAAAAUUAAGUCAACAGUUCCAUGAUCUUAGAAAUGCAGAUAUGUCAGCUAUAUUAUCAUAGAGAUAUAUAGUUAGGGAAUACACAACAGAGAGAACUAUGACAAGAAAUAUAGUUACACCAGAGAGAGUAACU
Messenger RNA from Octopus sinensis (East Asian common octopus), 2837 nucleotides. Its product is annotated as guanine nucleotide-binding protein subunit beta-like protein 1. Lineage: Eukaryota; Metazoa; Mollusca; Cephalopoda; Octopoda; Octopodidae. The coding region runs from base 442 to 1401 and encodes 319 amino acids. The transcript is spliced from 3 exons. The record is from RefSeq and is a predicted model, not a curated record. Gene Ontology annotation, molecular function: protein binding.